Messenger RNA from Clonostachys byssicola, 564 nucleotides. Lineage: Eukaryota; Fungi; Ascomycota; Sordariomycetes; Hypocreales; Bionectriaceae. The record is from the annotation of a GenBank genome assembly.
AUGGUGAUGGUAGACGAAAGUUACUGGGAAGCCGGCACUGUGGCUCUUUUUGAGCGUAAACCGGCCCACGAGAAGCCGGACCCUCGGGACGCCUCAGCAGAAGCACAUGAAGUCAUGCUCCGUACUACCGAGAGCCACGCCCAUCCGCGGUUUCAAUGGCUGGAGUAUGAAAUUGUGGAUAUGGCCUUGCAGGUGUGGAUGCCCGCAGGAGACCUUGGACAUGUGGUUGGCAUAGGGCGGCAGGCUAAGUUGCGGGGUAGAGCCGUGGGGGCAGAGGCCUCGAUUCAACGACUUCGCCAUCUAGAUCAGGGCCAAGGCAUGAAGAACCGGCCAACCGGUGCGCUUUCGGUGGAACGCUGGCAGCCUAUCGGGUUGCUGAUGGUUCCCAAAGUUGGAAACCUCCCCUGGCGCCAUGCUACUCUGCCCGUCCUGACGGCCCUGGCCAUCGGAUGCAUUCCUAUGAUUGGUGAGUGGGAGAAGCUGUCCGUAUGGCUUGCUCAGGAUUGGCAUCUUGAUGCGGCAAACGGAGGUCCGACACUGCACUGGCAAUUUGCAAUGGCCUAG